Molecule: messenger RNA, 1516 nt
Organism: Coffea arabica (coffee)
Lineage: Eukaryota; Viridiplantae; Streptophyta; Magnoliopsida; Gentianales; Rubiaceae
Source: RefSeq, a predicted model, not a curated record
AGAGGAAGAAUAUGUACCAAUUAACCAGAGUGGGAUGGCUACCGGAACUCUUGAUUAACAACACCGACUUGAUAACAUAUAACAAUUUCACGAGGAGUACGGGGUUAUCUCAAAAGUUGUUCAUUGCUCUCUGGACGAUGCUGGAAUAGGUCAAAUUUUAUGCCGUGCUGUUUUAGUAAAAUACAUCACUGUGAGAAAACCUCAUCUACAUGACUAGUAUUCUACUUAUUAAUCUUUUUUAUACUGGCAAUAUUAGUGGAUCUAAACACAUAAUAAUUAGGCUCAAUUUAGAUUUAAACUUCAAAUUUCUUCUAUAACUAGCGAACAUGUAUCGGACGAAAUUUCACUAGAAUAUUGCUCUGGAAGGAGAGCUUGAGAGGAGUAAAUAAAUAAAUAAAGAGGCCUAUAAAAGGAAGGAAGGAAGCACAACAAAUAUUCUCCAAUAUUUGGGAUGUCGAAGAAGCUUUGUGGGACGUCGGUGGUGUAAUUCUCCCAGAAGAGGAUAUCUAUGCGGAUAAGCUGGACGGUUGAUGGCGAAAGUGUUGACCUCGCUUCUACUGAUUCGAUCAGAGCAAGUUUUCCGCAAGAUCCCCACCUCAUAAGACCGAUUCUUCUUUUACGAAAAAGAAGUCAGCAGAAGAGGGUGAUCGAACGAAAUGGAAUCAAGGGAUAAGGUGAAGCUAUUACAGACAGCCAUAAAGCAACUGAUUGAAGAAGCGAAAGUAAGAAAUACAGACGGGCCCUCAUUGGAUGAGAGCUUUGUUGCAGUCUCUGGCGACAAAGAUGGUUCCCCCGACGACGACGACGACGACCGCCGCCUUCUUCUCUCCAAAUUACUUUCACAGUUAGAUGCCUUGCAAGAAGAUGGCAUGCUCGAGGAACCCAAAGCAUCAGCUGACAAUAGAAAGGUACCCAACCCUGAAGCUGAAGCUGGCGAGAAGAGUGAGACUGCAAAUGAAGCAAGGAAGGGGGACUCGAGCUCCGAAAUUGGGAAAGAAGAUAUCAUUAAGGAGGUUAACGAAGUUAAGAGGCAGAACUUUAUCACUCAUUGUCUUCUGUCAGCCAUGAUUGUUCUCACUGUUGCCUGGCAGCUUUCCCAAGUCUCGCUCAUUCUGAAGGUCAAAGAAGGUUUAAGCCACCCAUUUAAAUCCUUGGGGGGUAUGAUCACGGGGCUGCUGAAAGGUAACAGAAGAAUUACGGGUCAGGAAGUAGAUAAACUAGCCUCCUCUGUGAUGCCAAAGCCAAUUCUUGCGGCCUCAUCUCUGCCGGAUCUAAAGAUUCCAGAGCUUCCCCGUGUGGAACUCCCAGUAUUUGAUGUAGACAAUGGAGAAUAGCUACCAUGCUGCUUUAGUUUAAUUGGAUCAACAACAGCAUUUUGUUAUUCUGUUAGCUGCGAGCAAAACAUUUGUGUUUUGCUUGCGAAAUGUCCACGCAAGCAAGCAGGCAAACUACUCUGUCUGAGUAUCAAUUGUUCCAGUCAACCACGGUACUAAAAAGAUCUCAGAUUACAUCACCA